This is a messenger RNA of Dioszegia hungarica, 1851 nucleotides long. RefSeq names its product transporter-domain-containing protein. The coding region runs from base 1 to 1851 and encodes 616 amino acids. The record is from RefSeq and is a predicted model, not a curated record. Gene Ontology annotation, biological process: carbohydrate transport; transmembrane transport. Gene Ontology annotation, molecular function: carbohydrate:proton symporter activity. NCBI's taxonomy places the organism in Eukaryota, Fungi, Basidiomycota, Tremellomycetes, Tremellales, Bulleribasidiaceae. Gene Ontology annotation, cellular component: membrane. The transcript has 9 exons.
AUGCGCCGGUCCGAUUGGGGACAGAUCACGCCCGCUCUCUUGUACUGCUGCAUGGCCUUCAACUUUGGCAACAUCCUCUUUGGCAUCGAUGUCGGAUCCUUCGGCUCUCUGCAAGCUCUACCGUCAUGGCUCCGGUCAUUCGGUGUGCUGCAGAACGGUACUUACAUGCUGCCUACUGAGCGACGCUCGAUCAUGAACUCUGCAGUCGUCUGGAUAGGCAAGCUCAUCGGCACGGCCUCUUUCGAACCUCUACUCGAGCGUCUUGGCUACAAAAAGGUCAUUUACAUCGUCUGCCUCAUCCAGGUCAUCGGUAUCGUCAUUGAGCUGUCUGCUACCGAGUGGAUCCAAUUCUCUGUCGGCCGCAUCAUCGCCUACAUUGCUGUCGGUAUCGUCGAAAAUGCGGUGCCAUCUUAUGAGGCCGAGCUUGCUCCCGCCGGGCUUCGCGGCUUCUUAGCUGGCAACGUGCAGGUCUUCGUCCACGUCGGGUCGAUCUGGGGAGCUUCCAUGAGUUACGCUUUCCGCACAGAGAUCGAGAGGAUCGGCUGGAUCAUCCCUGUCGCGGUGCAACUUCUGCCCCCACUACUUCUGAUCGCGACUGUGCCCUUCUGUAUUGAGUCUCCCCGCUGGCUGAUCAGCAAAGGACGCAAGGACGGGGCACUGAGCGCGCUCAACCGUAUUCGUCCAGCUCGUGACUCUGCGACUGGCGUGACCAGCCUCGAGGUCCAGGCGGUGGAAGACGCCAUGAACGAGAGCUAUGCCAUGGGUCAGGCUGGGUGGAUGGACUUGUUCCGACCCAAGUACAUCCGGAGGACAACUAUCAUUGCGCUUGUAUUUUUCUUCAACCAGACCACCGGCCAGCAAUUCGCCAACUCGUACGGCCCCUCCUUCUUCACCUCCAUCGGUCUCGGCCUUCAGUCCUUCCAGUACAGCAUCCUCAUCGCCAUGGCUGGUCUCUUUGGCUGCCUCGUCGCCGUCGCUACGACCGAUAUUAUUGGACGUCGCUACCUCUGCAUCAUCGGCGCAACACUGGCCAUCAUGUUCAGCGCGCUCAUCGGCGGUAUCGGACCCCUUCCCAAUCGCACCACCGAUCAAAACAACGUCGUCAUCGCUUCGGUCAUCCUGCUGAACGGAGUCUGCAAGCUUGGCGUUGCGUCCCAGUGCUGGCUCAUCGGCUCCGAGAUCGGCGGUAUCCAGAUGCGCAAGCGAAUGAUCGGAUGGGCGACCAGCAUCGACGUCCUCGCGGCCUUCCUCGUCACCUUCUGCACGCCGUACCUCCAGGCGGGACCCCAAAUCCAAAUGGGCGCUCGGGUCGGAUUCGUCUUUAUGGGCUGCGCCGCCAUUGCCCUCUUCUUCUUCAUCUUCUUCCUUCCCGAGUUGAAAGGCCGCAGCUUGGAGGAGGUCGACGAUCUGUUCAAGCGCAACCUUUGGGCCUGGCAGUUCAGUACGGCCGGAACACGCGGUCCCGGUGCGCAGCUCGCCGAUAUUGGAAGUGUACACGAGGACAAGAGGCCCGACAAGGUGAGACUUUCCUGCUGCAGGAUCGGUAUCGAGGUUGAUGCUGACUGGACAGGAAGCCGAGGCUUGAAUAUCGGUCGAGGGAAUGCGGUCAGGUGGAAUCCAGGGCGAUAUCAUACUUCAUGUUUGCGAGCGGGCUCAUAUGUAUGUAAGGAUCAAGUAUCAAUGAUCUCCAUGUGCAGUGUACCAUGUUCAGCAGCCCGCUUCCAGCCUCGCCCGCUAGUUGCGAACACUCAGACCUAUCCGGAAGGGUCAGCGGGUGGCGCUAUGUCGAGUCGAGACUCUUUUUGCGCCCCAGCUCACAGUACUGCUGAUCGUCACUCCAUGGUAGUCUAA